UGACUGACAGGCAAUGUCUGUAUCUUAAAUUGGCUCUUUUACCUGCAAGGCGGACUUGGUUUUCAGGCGUUCAAAUUUGUCUCAUUUAUUUUAACAGAAGUGGACUGUCUCGGUUAAACUUUCUCUUCUGCAAGUCAAGAACAUGGUGCUGUAGAGAGUGCCAUGCAGGAAGGAGAGGAGAGGGAGUGAGGCGAUGGGCUGCACCUCAGCCAAGCAGUUCUCAUCUGUACCCAGUGAUGAGGAAGGCCGGGGAAAGGCCUUCUGCAAUGGAGAUGCCUUCUCUGAUGAGUACAAACUGAAAGGAGUUGAGAAGGUGAAGUACAUGCAUGGAGAAGAGGAGCGCAUGAACACACGCAACCAAGAGAACUUGGAAAAGAGCACAAUUUUGCACAAGGGCAGGCAUAAAGAUGCCACCGGAAAUAGUAAUAAGAUAAGCAUCCACUCUUCAGAGAGCCAGCAGGAGUUCUUUAGGAUGCUAGAUGAGAAGAUUGAAAAGGGACCGGACUACUGCUCGGAGUAUGAGGACAUGACAUAGCAUGCCAAGACAUUAACUUGGGCCAACAGCAUGUAAUCCUGCCCCAAUGUUCCUUAAGACUUCUUCCUAUGCCCCCUCACCCAGCAAAUGCUAAUUAU
This is a messenger RNA of Xyrauchen texanus (razorback sucker), 633 nucleotides long. RefSeq lists its product as uncharacterized. Bases 194 to 535 code for a protein of 113 amino acids. The record is from RefSeq and is a predicted model, not a curated record. The transcript has 6 exons. Lineage: Eukaryota; Metazoa; Chordata; Actinopteri; Cypriniformes; Catostomidae.